AUGUGUCAUCCAUGUGGGCGCCUGAGCUGUGACGUUUCACGUCAAAUGAAGCGUAAAGCAGAGAUGAGUCCUUUAAAGAAAGCAAAACGGCAAGAAUCUUGUUCUAGAGCUCGAUUGACGUACAUGUCUCCUGAAAGUCAGGAGCAACGCAAAAACAAUCAACAAAACGAUAGAAUAUCAGGUCGCUGUCGAGUACUGAAGGAACUGCAUGAGACACAUCCGGGCAUCAGUAAAAUGAAACAUCACUCACGUUCAAAUCAGUGGUGGCCUGGAUUAGAUGCAGAUAUUACUGAUAUUGUUCAAAAGUGUGAGACUUGUGAAGUAAAUCGUCCUAAUCCAUUGAAAGCUCCGCUCCAUCCCUGGGCAUUUCCAGCUCGCCCAUGGGCUGGAGUACACAUAGAUCACGCUGGACCAUUUUGUGGUAAAUUAUUCCUAAUCGUUAUUGACGCCAACUCUAAAUGGAUGGAUGUCCACAUUGUACCAUCUACUGCAUCUGAAGUCACCAUAGCCAAGUAA
Molecule: messenger RNA, 516 nt
Organism: Amphimedon queenslandica
Lineage: Eukaryota; Metazoa; Porifera; Demospongiae; Haplosclerida; Niphatidae
Exons: 2
Coding region: 1-516 (171 amino acids)
Source: RefSeq, a predicted model, not a curated record